Molecule: messenger RNA, 2791 nt
Organism: Esox lucius (northern pike)
Lineage: Eukaryota; Metazoa; Chordata; Actinopteri; Esociformes; Esocidae
Exons: 2
Coding region: 194-445 (83 amino acids)
Source: RefSeq, a predicted model, not a curated record
ACUGCUGUUGCGCUCUUUCUCGUUUUAAUACCAUAGUGGACUAGACAGCUACUCGACUUGCAUACGCUAUGAACAUUGGCUGGAUCUGAGAAAGCAAUGUUAAUGGGAAAAACGUUCAAAUGUCAUUUUGGACAAUACUAAUGCGACUCGACACUGUUUCAAGAUAGACAAGGGUGUCCUCACGCGUAUCAAAAUGGAUCUGUCAUUUAUGGCUGCGCAGUCGGUUAUGGUGGGGGCCUUCAUGGACUCGUCGCCCAAUGAUGACUACAGCACGGACCACUCCCUCUUCAACUCCUCAGCCAGCGUCCAUGCCGCCUCCAUGGCGGCCCAUGACCAGCCGGAGCGAGAGCCCAUGUCCCGUGAUGCCAUCUGGCUUUGGAUCGCCAUCACCGCCACUAUCGGGAACAUCGUGGUCGUGGGAGUGGUGUACGCCUUUACUUUCUGAGCGGUGGGGGCCUUGACCCGGAGUCCCCGGCAGGAGGAAGUCACAAGACAUUUGGACAAACCUCAGAACUCCAUGGCAGCCAAGUGGGCCGUUCUGAAUGGCAGCACCGAUACAAGAGGAGCGGAUGAUUCUUGCACAGGCAACUUCUCCAAGAAUUUGUAAGACAUGGACCCACUUUAGAACUGCAUAUGUGUAUUAUUUUGGUCAUGUUACGGCAGACAAAGGUCAUUAUGUAGUAUGCUGUGUACAUAUUAGUUCCAUUGAUUUUAUGUAAAGAUGUUAACAUUUUCUAUAGCUUAAAUAUUCAACAGAUUAGGCAAAUAGCUUCACAACCCUCCAAGCUCAAUUUUCAGUUCUAAAAUCAUAUAAAGGACUGAAAAUAUUCCUAGACUGAUAAUCAAAACCUUUGUAACAUGAUAUUGGGAGCAUUUAGAGCUGGUGGAAAGUUACCAUGAUACCUUUCUAACGUCUUCAGAGCAUGACCCUACAGUUACUAUAUUCAAAAGCCUUCUGCCCAAAGCUUGACAUUUUUGACCAACAUACUAGUAAUAGAAUGCCUGAAGAUCUUAGCUGUACUAGCCUCAUUAAAAUAUAGAUGACCUUGACAUUGAUAGUUUUGAAUCAAGUGAGCCUUUAAUGCUGAAUAGAGACAAUCCUUUUUUUAGCAAAUGCAUUCUACGAGUAAAGUAAUGAUUCACUAAAUAUAUUUCCCUUAAACACCCACAUCAGACCUUUAAUCAGUAUGAUGCGGGAUGUACAAACUUAAUGUUCAACAUUUUCAUUUGCCAUUCUUUUUAGCAAUCCACUUUUCACAUACGAAUGAAAAACCACUCAUCACUGGAAUCCAAGUGUAAUGUAAAUGCCUCUUGACGUGACUGCUGCGGCCACAACAAUUUUAACUUCGGUCCGAAUGUACAUUUUGAUCGAAUACAAUUUGUCUUCCUCUUUCCCUGUUACCCAAUCUGCUUUCAAAGCCGACAUCAUUUUAAUACACCCCAGAUGAGACGGGACCCAGUUACCAUAGCGAUGAAUCUCUGUGUCCCUCUCAAGGAUGCCGUGUCUCUCGCUCCCAGUGCAGUGCACCUGUUCUUUUGCUCAUUAACACAAACACCUGGCUAACAUGAACACGGCUGUCUGUCACGGCGCGUGGUACAUCUCUGUUCUGAGGCGUCCACAGCAUCCAUGUAAUGUGAACUCCCUCAACAGGACCUCAUAUCCCACAAUCGCCCGUAAUCCUUCCUGAACGAUGACGAUGAACGUCCCAUAAACGUAUUACGCUCUAUACACACUCCUGAUUUUACUCAAUCACAUGUUUUCAGUGGCGGGAUUCAGAGCCGGCCAGGCGAGACAGGGGUCAAACCCAUGAACCCCAAAGUCACUCGCUAAAUUACAGCAGCCAGAUAGUGCGCUGUCUGUUCGGAGUAAAGUGGAGGCUUAAUAAAACCUCUCAAACUUUGAUGCGUUCCCACAUGCCAAACGGUAUAGCAGCCCAGAAGGUCAAAUCCAAUAUUUACAUGGAGAAAAGUCCCAAAUGACACCCUAAACCUGUAAUGCUCACUAUGGGCCCUAGUCAAAAGGAGUGCACCAUCAAGGGAAUAGGGGACAUGGGCACUGGUUUGGCUGUGAAGGUAGGGACAGACACGGUAUAAUGUAUUCAUUUUCACUAUAAUUGAUGAGCCUGUGAAUACAGUGUGAUAAGAUGGUCCCUUAUUAACGUUGAUUAAUCAAUCGUUAACACAGAGAUGGAUGACUUGUUGAAAUAGUCAGUUAUAUGAUGAUUAAAGAAUCGCUCUUUCUGAAAAGUGGUGAUUCAUUUUAUGGGACUGAGCUCAAGUGUCAUGUUUUUCAUUAUUUAUUAUGGGGUAGAUUUUAAUAUGAUGGUUUGGUAGCAGAUACCCUUUUUUUCAUUAUUGUUUCAUCCGAUCAGCACUAUAUUUAUUUGCACUUCAAGUGAAUGGCUGGGAAGACUUAAACGUGGGUGUUUGAGUAGGCUGCGCAUAUUCUGAGCAGUUGAUUAGAAAGUUGUUCUAGUUAUCCAGUUAAUGAACCAAGUAUUUCAAGUCUUAUCGAAAAAAUACUUUCCAUUUGUAAAGAUAGGAGCACACAGUUGUUCUUCACUUGCCCUGUAUUAAUUGUCUUUUGUAUCAAAAUGUAGUUACUAUAAUGAAACCUUCAUCAAUAAAUGUAACUGUCAUGUGGCUUGGUUUUGUCAAAUAUAGAUACAUUAAAAUCCUACUUAUGGAGAAUAGAUUAAAUCCAGUAUUGGUUUAAGAUCAAUUUCCUUUAAAGAACCUGUUCAGAGAUAAUUAUCGGACUGGUACAUUAUUUACCAGUGUGAGAUGAUAC